CUCCGUCCGCACGCUCACGCGCUCUCACGCGCACACAGCCAGCGCUGAUGGCUCGAGACGGACCGAGGAGCGUUACGCGUCCGGACCGGUCCAUACGGACGGAUUAAUAAAGCGCGCGCACAGGAGAGAGAGAGAGAGACUGAGAGAGGAAGAGAUAGAGGUAAAGAGAGGGAGAGAUACAGAGAGAGAGAGAGAGAGAGAGAGAGAGAGAGAGAGAGAGAGACCCUGAGAGAGGAAGAGACAGAGGUAAAGAGAGAGAGAGAGAGCGGUAAAGCGAGACAGAGACCCUAAGAGAAGAAGAGAGAGAGAGAGAGAGAGAGAGAUUGAGAGAGUUAAAGAUAUAGAGAUAAAGAGAAAGGUAAAGAGAGAGAAAAAGAGAGAGAAAGAGAGAGAGAUAUACACAGUGAGAGAAAGAGCCUGAGAGAGAGAAGUAUAGAUAGUGAGAGAGAGGAGAGAGAAUAGAGGGAAAGACUAAGAUUGGGAGAGAGAGAUACACAGGGAGAGAGAGACAGGCUGAGAGAGGGGGAGACAGAGAAGUACAGAGAAAGAGAGAGAGAGAGAGAGAAAGAUACAGAAGAAGAGAGACUGACAGAUAGAUAUAUACAAUAGGAGAUAUACAGAUAGAGAGAUAGAGAGGUAGAGUGAGAGUGUGGAUGGUGAGGAUGGUGGAGAGUAACGGUAAGGCCGGCUCCGGGCGGCAGGGGGCGCUGGCGGGUGGUCUCUCUCAGCCCGCCGGGUGGCGCUCUCUGCUCUCCAUCACUAUCCUGGUUCUGGCCUGGCUCGCCGGCUUCAGCUCCAGACUCUUCGCCGUCAUCCGCUUCGAGAGCGUCAUCCACGAGUUCGACCCCUGGUUUAACUACAGGUCGACUCAUCAUCUGACGACGAACGGGUUCUAUGAGUUUCUGAACUGGUUUGAUGAGCGGGCCUGGUAUCCUCUGGGUCGGAUCGUUGGAGGAACGGUGUAUCCAGGUCUGAUGGUAACAGCAGGUCUGAUCCACUACACCCUGAGUCUGCUCCACAUCACUGUUCACAUCCGGGACGUAUGUGUGUUCUUGGCCCCUGUGUUCAGUGGACUUACAGCCAUCUCCACCUUCCUCCUGACGGGGGAGCUGUGGAGCCAGGGCGCCGCCCUGCUGGCCGCAUGCUUUAUCGCCAUCGUCCCCGGAUAUAUAUCUCGCUCUGUCGCCGGCUCGUUUGACAACGAAGGCAUCGCCAUCUUCGCCCUGCAGUUCACCUACUACCUCUGGGUGAAGUCCAUCAAAACCGGCUCCGUCUUCUGGACCAUCUGCUGCUGCCUCAGCUACUUCUACAUGGUGUCAGCCUGGGGAGGAUAUGUGUUCAUCAUUAAUCUGAUUCCGCUCCAUGUGUUCGUCCUGCUGCUGAUGCAACGGUUCAGUAAGAGAGUCUACAUCGCCUACAGCACGUUCUACAUCGUGGGUCUGAUCUUGUCCAUGCAGAUCCCAUUUGUCGGAUUCCAGCCAAUCAGGACCAGCGAACACAUGGCUGCAGCCGGAGUGUUUGCUCUGCUGCAGGUCUAUGGGUUUCUGCAGUAUGUGAGGGAUAAGCUGACCCGGCAGGAGAGGCAGACGCUGUUCUCUGUGGGAGUUUCUGUAUCGGCUCUGCUCGUGUUCCUCACUGUUUUAUACCUCAGCUGUAUCGGUUGCAUCGCUCCAUGGAGUGGACGUUUCUACUCCCUGUGGGACACUGGCUAUGCUAAGAUCCACAUCCCCAUCAUAGCCUCCGUAUCAGAACACCAGCCCACCACCUGGGUGUCCUUCUUCUUCGAUCUGCACAUUCUGGUCUGCACUUUCCCUGCUGGACUCUGGUUCUGCAUCAAGAACAUCAACGAUGAGAGAGUGUUCGUGGCUCUGUAUGCCAUCAGCGCAGUGUAUUUCGCCGGGGUGAUGGUUCGGCUGAUGCUGACCCUGACGCCGGUGGUGUGCAUGCUGUCGGCCAUCGCCUUCUCCAGCAUCUUCGAGCGUUACCUCGGCGAUGACACGAAGCGGGAAAACCCGCCGACAGAGUAUAGCAGCGAUGAGGACGACCGCAGGAACUCCGGAAACCUCUACGACAAGGCUGGUAAGGUGAGGAAACACGUGUCGGAUCAGGAGAAGAUGGAAGAAGGUCUGGGGCCGAAUGUUAAGAGUAUCGUGACGAUGCUGAUGCUGAUGCUGCUGCUGAUGUUCGCUGUUCACUGUACCUGGGUCACCAGCAACGCCUACUCCAGCCCCAGCGUCGUCCUCGCGUCCUACAACCACGACGGAUCUCGUAAUAUUCUGGAUGAUUUCCGGGAGGCGUACUAUUGGCUGCGUCAGAACACUAAUGAGCACGCCCGGGUGAUGUCCUGGUGGGAUUAUGGGUACCAGAUCGCUGGAAUGGCCAACAGAACCACACUGGUGGAUAACAACACCUGGAACAACAGCCAUAUCGCUCUGGUGGGAAAAGCCAUGUCAUCCAAUGAGAGCGUAGCGUAUGAAAUCAUGAGGAUGCUGGAUGUGGAUUAUGUGCUGAUCAUAUUCGGAGGUGUGAUUGGAUACUCAGGCGAUGAUAUCAAUAAGUUCCUGUGGAUGGUGAGGAUAGCAGAGGGAGAACAUCCUAAAGACAUUCGGGAGAGUGAUUUCUUCACCCCUCAGGGGGAGUUCAGGGUGGAUAAGGCCGGAUCCCCCACUCUACUGAACUGCCUGAUGUAUAAAAUGUCCUACUAUCGCUUCGGAGAAAUGCAGCUGGAUUUCCGGACUCCGCCAGGUUUCGAUCGAACCAGAAAUGCAGAGAUUGGGAAUAAAGACAUUACGUUUCAGCACCUGGAGGAGGCCUUCACCUCCGAGCACUGGCUCGUCCGAAUCUACAAAGUUAAAAAACUGGAGAACCGAGAACCUCUGAGUCACAAACUCCGAGUCACCAACAUCAUCCCUAAACAGAAAUACACCUCCAAAAAGGGAGCUAAGAGGAAGCGAGGAUACGUGAAGAAUAAGCUGGUUCUGAAAAAGGGGCGGAGACUACGUAAAAAAUAAACCGCUCUGAUCAGGACUAAACCGGACUGAACAGAUAUUAUAACUGGAGGGACAGUAAACAUCAGAGAGGCCCUGCUGAGGAGGAGCAGCAUUGUACUGAACCUGAGCGCUACUGUUCAGAGAGCGCCCCCGUGUGGCAGGAGGACAACCUCACAUCCCAUAACCUCACCUUCAGUUUCUGCUACUUUUACUGCUUUUAUUUUAUAUUUUUAUUAUUGCGUGGUUUACUGUAAUGAUGAAUGUAUCUGAGGUGUGUGUGUGAGAGAGUUUCACCAAAGAGUCCAGGAUUUACGAGGAUUUCCCGGACGAUAAAGUUCAGACUGUUGUUUGGAGGAGGAGGAGGAGGAAGAGGAGGAGGAGGAAGAGUUGUGUGUUUCUGACUCGUAUAGUCGUGUUUAGUCGUAUACGGUAUGGAGGAACACAUAAAUCUAUAUAACAGCUGAUUUACAUAACAAACCUGCAUAAACAUCCAUAAAAAACUCUAUUUUUAUGUCUAUUAAAGAAGAAUCCCAAACAAAAGCAGCCUUUAUAAUAACUGACGUCUGUUCUGAUAUAUAAACAUUUAUAAAUGAUAUAAUUUAUAAUUUAUGUUUCUGACAGUAGUCAUGACGGGCUUACGCACAGGAAUAUGCAAAAGUUUGUGUACCCCUCUGUUUUAUUACGUGUUUCGGUAACACUUUAUUUGUGCCGACUAGAAAUCUUUAGUCAGAAUAUUAUUUUUUUAUAUGUAUAAAAACUUAAAAUAUUAGCUCUCACUUUUUGUUUUUAUUUGGCCUAAUUUAGGUUUUAUAUAAAAUGUUUAUGUCAGGCUGGGGUGCAGGGUAGACGAGGAGGCGGACGCAAAUUGCAAACAACAGGGGAUUUAUUAACAAAAAUACAAAAUAAACAUGGAAUUGACUGAAAACAGGACUGGGGAAACUCGGGAAAACAUGGAACACUGACAGACGAAAAACGUACAAGGAUCGACCACGGGGAAAUGAAACACGGACCUUAAAUAGAGGUGCACACACACAGGAAACAUGAAACACCUGGGACGAAGGGGCGGAGUUACAGAAGAACACAGGUGAGAGGAAAAACACAGGUAGAACACAGGGUCACGGGUCACGUGGGACAACACAGGCACGAGGACAGACAGGAAACAGGGCCAGGACCUUACAGUUUAUUGCAAGGUCUUCUGACUAUCCUUUAGAUUAAUCUUUAAAAAAAAAGUCAAUAGCACGUUUUACAUUAAUCAAACUCAUUUAGUAGGCACAGCUGUACUUUUCCCGUGGUUAGAUAGCAAAGACACUGAUGCCCUAAAUCAAGCUUAAAAAUGAAAGUGGUAAAAAUGUGGCUAUACAUUUCUUGAGAUGCUCUAUUAUGUUUGGGUGUGUUUAAUUUUGGACGUAACAUGAAAUAAACCAAUCAGAGUGUCUCUUGCUCAUCAUUCUCUUUAAGAACCAGGUGAGCUCUGACUUUGGCGGAUUGCUAUUUUAACGGUGCAGCUACCUGCACGUGUCAAACAUUUACUUUAAGCAGGGGUGACCACACUUUUGCACGUACUGUUACAAUAGGUUUAAUGCAGUAUUAUAGUAUUAUGUGCUUGAAUAUCUAUACGGAUACACAGUAACAGUCAAAAGUUUGGACACACCUUAAAUUAUGAGUUUUUUCUUUACUUUAAAAUGUUCCGCAUUGUAUAUUUUAAUACUAUACUCAUUCAAACUAUAAAGAAAACAUACUGAAGUAUUUACUUAACAAAAAUGUGUUAAACAAUCCAGAAUAUGAUUUAUAUUUUAUAUUUAUUCUCAGUCAGCUUUAUGAGGUAGAGUCACCUGGAAUUCAGACUUUCAGUUAACAGCUGUGCUGAACUCAUCAAGAGUUAAUUACUUGAAUUUCUUGUCUCUUAAUAAAGUGUUUGAGAGCAUCAGUUAAAGUAAAGUAGUGAAGAGGUAGAGUUACAGGUAUACAGUGAAUAGUGAAUAUUUGAGUAAUGUUCGAAUCCAGGUUAUGAGAAGCAACAACUACUCAACUAAUUUAAAACAAAAUGACUUUAAGAAGAAAUAAAGAUCAGUCAAUCCAGAAAAAAGAAUAUUAAGAACUUUUAAGAAUCGAAAAUGAUAUAAUGAUGGAACUGGCACUCAUCAGGACCGCCCCAGGAAAGAAAGAGUAAGAGUUUCCUCUGUUGUACAGGAUGAGUUCAUCAGAGUUUCCAGCAUCAGAAACCACGAGUUAACAAACAGCUCCCCAGAUAAGAGUAUCUAAAAGCUUCUUCACAGACUAUUUAGGUUUGUUUAACACUGUUUUUAAGUUACUACAUGAUUCCUUAUGUGUUCCUUCAUAAUCUGAUAGAUCACUUUACUGUUCAUUUACUAUGUAGAUAAAAUAUAAAAACAUUGAAUGAGAAAGUGUGUCCAAACUUUUGACUGGUGCUGUAUUCUGUAUGAAUGAUGUUAAAAAGUGUUAUAAAAUAUUGUCAUUUUAUUUUGUUUUUAAGUUGUUUAUAUAUAGUUUUUUUUUUUAUGAUGGGAGUUCACAGGGUUUAUGGGUAAGAAUGCAAUAAUCAUUAAGCUGGAUGUUCUGAAUGUGAAAAUGUUUGUUUAGAUGUUUAGUCUUUAGAAAUUAUAUAAAAUACCUUAAAUAGAAUCAUGUAGUGUUACUGUAUACAGUUAUGGAGAACACACCCCUUCCCUGAAGCUCCGCCCCCAAAUUCAUCCACAGCACAAACAUCACCCCCGGAUUUUGAUGAAUCCAAUCUGAAUACACUGUUAAUAUAAUAUAAUUACUACUGUAAUAAAAAUAUAAUUACAGUUAUUUCUUCCUGGAAAAGACUCACAGUUCUGUUCUGUCCUUAUAAUAGUUACACCACCAUAAUUAGAUUACAAAUAUCGGAAAUAUAUUGAUUUGCUAAAAAUCUAAUACAAAAUAAUAAAUAUAUAGUAAUUAUUUUUAUUAAAUUUGAUCUUAUUUCAUUGUAUUUUAUUUUAUUGUAUUUUAUUAUAUUUUAUUAAAUU
This is a messenger RNA of Astyanax mexicanus (Mexican tetra), 6001 nucleotides long. RefSeq names its product dolichyl-diphosphooligosaccharide--protein glycosyltransferase subunit STT3B-like. Gene Ontology annotation, cellular component: membrane. Gene Ontology annotation, biological process: post-translational protein modification. The record is from RefSeq and is a predicted model, not a curated record. The transcript has 16 exons. Bases 654 to 3011 code for a protein of 785 amino acids. Gene Ontology annotation, molecular function: dolichyl-diphosphooligosaccharide-protein glycotransferase activity. NCBI's taxonomy places the organism in Eukaryota, Metazoa, Chordata, Actinopteri, Characiformes, Acestrorhamphidae.